AUGAGAGGAAAUCGCCAAAUGGAGCUCCCUGAGGACUUCUACAUUCCCAUCCCUCUGGAUACCAACAACAUCACUGCGCUGAGCCCAUUCCUUGUUCCCCAAGAUCACUUAGGGAACGUGGCUAUUUUUUAUGCAAUGUCCAUUUUUAUGUUCUUCAUAUUUACGAUCGGAACAACCAUUAAUGGCCUCACUAUAGCAUGUACUGUUCAAUAUAAGAAGCUUCGGUCUCAUCUCAACUACAUCCUGGUGAACUUGGCUGUGUCUAACCUCAUUGUUGCCUGUAUUGGGUCUUUCACCUGCUUCAUCAGCUUCUCCCAAAGAUACUUCAUUCUUGGUCCACUUGCCUGCAAGAUUGAGGGAUUUGCAGCAACACUGGGUGGUAUGGUGAGUCUGUGGUCUCUGUCUGUAAUAGCGUUUGAGAGGUGGCUUGUUGUCUGCAAGCCACUUGGAAACUUUGCCUUCAAGUCUCAACACGCUUUAGCAUGCUGCGCAGCAACCUGGUUCUUUGCAUUGGCCGCCUCAGCUCCUCCUCUGUUUGGUUGGAGUAGGUAUAUCCCAGAGGGCUUUCAGUGCUCCUGUGGACCAGACUGGUAUACAGCCAACAACAAGUACAACAAUGAGUCCUAUGUGUACUUCCUGUUUGGCUUCUGCUUUGCAGUUCCCUUCUCUGUCAUCUGUUUCUGCUACUCACAGCUGCUCUUUGUGCUGAAAUCGGCCGCAAAGGCCCAAGCUGAAUCUGCGUCCACCCAGAAGGCAGAAAGAGAGGUGACCAGGAUGGUGGUUGUCAUGGUGAUUGGUUUCCUGUUCUGCUGGGCGCCCUACGCCAUUUUUGCUGUUUGGGUUGUCAACAACCGUGGGCAGGCGUUUGACCUGAGACUGGCAACCAUACCCUCCUGUAUGUCUAAAGCCUCCACAGUUUACAACCCAAUGAUCUACAUCCUCCUCAACAAACAGCAGUUCCGUGUAUGUUUAAAGAAGAUGCUGGGAAUGAGCGCCAGCGAUGAUGAGGAUUCCUCGGCUACAUCAUCAGUCACUGAGGUUUCCAAAGUCGGACCUGCUUAG
Molecule: messenger RNA, 1062 nt
Organism: Cheilinus undulatus (humphead wrasse)
Lineage: Eukaryota; Metazoa; Chordata; Actinopteri; Labriformes; Labridae
Product: blue-sensitive opsin-like
Exons: 6
Coding region: 1-1062 (353 amino acids)
Biological process (GO): G protein-coupled receptor signaling pathway; phototransduction; visual perception
Cellular component (GO): photoreceptor outer segment; membrane
Molecular function (GO): G protein-coupled receptor activity
Source: RefSeq, a predicted model, not a curated record